This is a messenger RNA of Staurois parvus, 599 nucleotides long. The record is from the annotation of a GenBank genome assembly. NCBI's taxonomy places the organism in Eukaryota, Metazoa, Chordata, Amphibia, Anura, Ranidae.
CCGGACAGCGGGCAUCGGGUCACCAGGCAUCAAGUCAUUUGGCUCGACAGCGAGCACCGCGUCAUCUGGCAAGGCAGUGGGCUCCGAGUCAACUGGCAUGACCGCGGGCACCGGGGCAGACAUUGAAAUCGUCUGGCUGGACAGCGGGCAUCGGGUCACCAGGCAUCAGGUCAUUUGGCUCGACCGCGGGCACCGCGUCAUCUGGCAAGGCAGUGGGCUCCGAGUCAACUGGUAUGACCGCGGGCACUGGGUCAGACAUUGGAUCCUCUGACUGGACAGCAGGCAUCGGGUCACCAGGCAUCAGGUCAUUUGGCUCGACAGCGGGCACCGCGUCAUCUGGCAAGGCAGUGGUCUCCGAGUCAACAGGCACGACAGUGGGCACCGGGUCAUCAGGUACCGGAUUGUCUGGCUCGACAGCGGGCAUCGGGUCAUCAGGCAUCAGGUCAUUUGGCUUGCCAGCGGGCACCGCGUCAUCUGGCAAGGCAGUGGGCACCGAGUCACCAGGUACGACAGCGGGCUCUGAGUCAAUUGGCACGACAGCGGGCACCGGAUCAGGUACCGGAUCAUCUGGAUCAACAGCGGGCAUCGAGUCAACUGGC